Lepus europaeus (European hare) is the source of this 2766-nucleotide messenger RNA. Its product is annotated as TRPM8 channel-associated factor 3-like. Gene Ontology annotation, biological process: negative regulation of anion channel activity. The transcript is spliced from 7 exons. NCBI's taxonomy places the organism in Eukaryota, Metazoa, Chordata, Mammalia, Lagomorpha, Leporidae. The record is from RefSeq and is a predicted model, not a curated record. The coding region runs from base 1 to 2766 and encodes 921 amino acids.
AUGGCGACGGCGCAUGCUACUGCCUUUCAGUACCUCGUGAAGGAUGUGACAAGCUGGAAUAUUCCUCCAGGCCCCCUCCCCAGUGAACUACUUCUUACUGGAGAAGCUGCCUUCCCAGUGAUGGUGAAUUUUGAAGGUCGUGUGGUCAUUGCUGCCUCCUCUUACGGCAAGGGCCGCAUCGUGGUCAUGGCCCAUGAAGGAUACCUGAUACAUGCACCUUUGGCUCAAUUUCUUGUCAAUGCCGUGCGCUGGCUCUGCCUUUCCCCUGGGGCCACCAUUGGCGUGAACCCCUCCCAGGUAACACUUGUAAAAAUCCUGCAAGACUCUGGGGUUAAGGCACAGAUCCAGUCAGAACCUACAGAAUCCCUGGGGGUUUACUGCCUUGAUGCCUACAAUACCAGCAUGAACAAGAAGAUAAUCCCAUUUAUGAAACGUGGAGGAGGAGUGCUCAUUGGAGGCCAAAGCUGGACCUGGGCAGAGAAGAACGGCAACGAUAAGGUGCUCUUUGGGUACCCUGGGAACCAAGUGACAGGUGUGGCUGGAGUAUACUUCACUGAAGCUGGUGUGUAUGAUGGACCUUGGAUGGUCUCUGAGACAGUGCCCACCAUCCCACUCGGUGUCAUGUAUGAGAACAAUGUCAGAAAAGACCAAGAGCAGCUCCUACAAGGGAUCACCGAGCUGGAUAUCAGUAGAGGAGCAAAACCCUCAAAACUGUUUGUGCAUGGGCCCCUGGCCUUUCCCCUGGGGUUAGACAGUUCAUUCAAUUGCUUCCUAGCAGCUGCCCGCUAUGGCAAUGGUCGUGUGGUGCUGUAUGACCAUGAGAGUAUGGUAUUUGAGGACAGGAUGGGCAACUUUGUAAUCAAUGCUAUACGUUGGCUGAAAGGGCAGCAGAACGGGAAGAUUGGGGUGAGUCCACAACUGAAUCGUCUGGGCCCCUUAUUAACAAAAAACAACUUGGAGUGGAGCAGCACAGACCUUCUGAGCAGCGACUUGAGUGUCUACUGCUGUUCCUUACUCAACGACACGGAUCUUAAGAAGAUAGAGGAAUUUGUUGCAGAAGGCAAAGGGGUAUUGAUGGGCAGCCAGGCCAGACAGUGGGCUAUGCAACACCCAAAUUCCAACUUUAUGUCUGACUAUCCAAAUAACAAGUUCCUUAAACAUGCUGGCCUUUGCAUCGUUAAUGAGCAAGGGCAUAGAGGCUGCUUCCCAGUUCCCAAGCCAGAGAUAAUGAAAUACCAUGUCAGAAAAGCACUAAUUCAAUUUGAGUCCAUGGUGUUCAGCAAGGGAAAAGUCUUGGAAAAGAGUUCGAUGGUGAUGCUAAGACAAGAUAUUUCCUAUAUGCUUCAAAUCUCACCUAAUGGGAUUUCCAUCUAUGAUGCUGUGUACAAAAACAUCCUGAAAAUGAUCAAAAAAAAGGGUUUACCAGUUGUGAAUAAAGAAAACCCCAUCAGCAGGGGCAGCCCUCAGCAUCUACUGUUAGACUGGGCCUACGGACUGGUCAAGUGGGGAAUCUUUGACCCACUCUUGAUUGUUGAUACCAUCUGUCUCAGCACCAAGGAACCUUCUGUGAGGAUUGAUAUCAGCCCAGACAACAGAGAUUCCUGGGUGAGCACUGGACUCUACUUACCUGAAGGACGAAUGGCAAAGGUCACACUGCCUGACAGAGCUGUUGCUGCUCAACUGAAGGUUCAGGUUGGCUGCCACACGGAUGACAUAAGUGAAGCAAGCACUUUCAAACGCCCCCCAAUCGUGACACAGGAGUACAACUUAAACAAAACAAACAACAACAUCUCCUGGCUCUGGGGAGGCCUCCUCUACAUCCUUGUACCCCCAGACUAUAACCUGGGCACUGUGCAGGUCACCAUCAGUGGGGCAGUGCGGGCUCCAUACUUCAAGCUGGGGAAGACGUCCCAGGAGGAGUGGAAGCGCUCUCUGGAAGGAAAUCCAGCUCCCUGGGGUGAGCUGGCCACAGACAACAUCAUCCUGACGGUGCCGACUGAAAACCUCAAGUCUGUAAAUAAUCCAGAGUCUCUGCUCCAGCUCUGGGAUGAGAUAAUGAAGGCUGCAGCCAAGUUGGCGUCUGUGCCUUUCCCCUACCGCAGGCCAGAGAGGAUUGUUACUGACGUGCAGAUCUGUUCAGGCUUGUUGCACCCUGGAUACCCCAUCAUGGGCCAACUGAAUGUAGUGCCUCAGCUCAUUGACGAGAAGACAAUCAGGUCCUCUGGUAACUGGGAUGUCUUCCAUGUCUUGGGCCACAACCAGCAACGGCCCCAGUGGCAAUUCCCUCCGCACAGCACUGAGGCCGACUGCAAUCUCUGGAGUGUCUACUUGCACGAGGUCGUUCUAAACAUCCCCAGAGCAAGGGCUCACCCUAAUCUGAAGCCUGAAAGUCGGAAAGAGAGGAUCAAAACGCACAUGGACAGAGGAGCACCCCUGAGGAAAUGGGGCUCCUGGACAGCUCUGGAAACGUAUCUUCAGCUCCAGGAAGGCUUUGGAUGGGAGCCAUUUAUCCAGCUCUUUGCUGACUACCAGACCCUCUCAGACUACCCUGAAGACAACAUUGGCAAGAUGAAUCUGUGGAUGAAGAUGUUCUCUGAAAUAGUGCAAAAAAAUCUAGUUCCUUUCUUUGAUGCCUGGGGCUGGCCUAUCCAGAAAGAAGUAGCUGAUAGCCUGGCCUCCCUGCCACAGUGGGAGGAAAAUCCCAUGAAAACAUAUGCAGAUCAGAGUGAAAAUUGUGGAAUUAUGCAAAUGUUGCAUGAAAUGUAG